CUUCAAUAAAGAUAUUAUUGACUGCAUGACACAUUAUUACUAGCCUUGUCACACACACAUAUGAAAUCCCUUGGAAAAAUGAUUUGCACUGGCGCAUGGUCACAAGGCAAAAUCUGCCCAAGCAUCCUAAAGCAGAGUAGCAACAGAGAAGCCCAUUGGCCGAGAGAUUGCAGCAGCUGAAAUAGCUAUGUAAACACUUUCCCUCUCUCCGUGAGCCCCAGUAAUUAUAGCCAGGAUGCUGGUGACGACAGUUGUCCCAUCGAGACUUCAAAUGGGAGAAUAAAUUUGACAUUAUGAUAUUUGAUACCGGCUCCAAUGGCGCGCCCACGUAAACAGUAGGGAGCGAUAUAAAGGCUGGGUACCCCGGCUGGAACAGAAGUUGUUUACCCUUUAGCUCAACGAUCAGGACUUAACGCCGACAACGAGGCGUGACUAGAAGAACCGGGGCCCUUCAAAUCCAGUCUGCGAGGUUAUACAUAACACACCAGAGGAAAAAGCGAGGGGGAAGCACCGGAGACAGGGGACUUGACGAUUAGGCGCCGAGGGUAGUGAAUCUGUUGGAGACGCCGGAGCGCGCAGCGCGCAGGAGCUAGAGCAGGCUGAGGAUUUAUACUGGAGCAGUGAAAACUUUUAUUUUGAGCAAGGUUUUUGUCUCUAAAUGUAUCUCUCUCCCAUGCGCACAAGCCAUGCAGCCAGUUUACUAUGCAUAGUUACAAGAUUAUUAAUAUAUCUACUGUUGCAUCACAAGUGGGAGGGAAGUGGCUGGUACAUUCGGGCACCUUCGACCAGGAUACUUGUCAUAUUUUAAUGAUGGCAACAACGUCAACAAAGCCAGGGGCUACAAUAAUAGUUAGGCUAUUAGUGCUCCCUUUGGGAUACAACAUGGUGUGACAUUAAUGAAUAUUAACUCAGCCACAUUCACAAGGUUUGGGAAAUCAUCUGAGGUGCAACCUUAAAUGCCUCUGAGAUAUGACACAGCACAGAGGACAUUUAGAUGUUGAACCAUUCUUUUAAGUUUUUCUUCCCCAUGUGGCGAGGCAUACAGAGGCAGGAUGAAGAUUAAAGUGACCGAGAGCUGUUAUGCAACACUUUUGUCCACACGUGCUGCAUUGGUAGGCUUACAUGCCUUUUAAGAAUUUGGAAGAAUGUGAAAGGAGAGGGUCGUAAAAAUCUGACCUUUGUGAGGUGACCAACGAUGUAAGUCAUUUAAACAAUAGAGAUAAAGUAAAAAACCUCAAAUUCAAUGGAAUGAAUAGGUUCCACUUGCUGCAAGUCAUUGCCACUGAUCUAUAGUAUGUUUUAUUCUGCCUUGUUUGAAGACGUUGAAACACAACAUUUAGGGCUAAAUUACAUAAAAAGACUAUUUUCAUAAUAAGCAUAAAUCAGGAUUUGCUUUGUAUAUAUUUUUUAAGUAUGCAAACUUUUUUCCCCCCAUGUCUUUGUCUCUAUAGUGUUUCCAAGCCAUCGAUCCUUCCAAUCCUACGUGACCUCUGACAGGAAAGUGAAACUGGAGAAAGGGGAAAUUGGCAUUUAAAGAGGCCUCUGGGUAUUGAGCGGCCUGCGUCAUGGCAGCCAUUGAUCUGGAGCGUGGGCUGGAACACAGAGGCCGGGGCUGGGGACAGGAGAGGCCGGAGCUGAUGGACAACUUCGACUCAGAGAUGCAGGAGUGGGAGGACCAGCUGCAGGACAUCCAGAAGAAAAUCGAAGAGUUGUACAAUGAAGUCCAGGCUCGCAGAGGAGCAAACGAUAUCACUACUGACAACCAGAAAAAUGGCAGCGAGUUGGAGUGCGGCCUAGGUCACCAUGGCAAUGGUCUUUUUGGCGAUGGCAAAGGCCAUCACAGCCAUCACAGCAAGAAUCACCCCGCAGCGAUAACUGUGCCACAUCACUAUAGUAACGGCUGUAACUAUAGCCCCAGUGGGUACAGCUACCCCGUGAGUCAUCAAAAUGGCUACGGUUACUGCCACACCAACUCAGAGAUUGGCGACUUGUUGCAGGAUUACUUGGAGCAAGGGAAGCAAAUGAGCCAGAAGAACAAUGGAGCUCGCCACGUGCGCUUCAGUGACACAAUCAAGGUGAACCCGGAAACGGAGAUCAGAAAAAGUUCUGGAAGAGAAAGGCUUGGUCAAGAGCAGUGUUUGGGCAGUUUUGAGGAGACUGAAAACAGGAAGAACCAAGUGUCUCACAUGAAGAGCUCCCCCCGCAGAGAGAGUUCCCCCAACAAAGAAAACACAGGCGCAAAGCCCCCUCUUGGACAAAGGGAUGCUCCUGCUGUACAACCGCGCUCACAGCUCCCAAUCGCAACAGCUGGUUCGCCUGUUCCGGACAGGAAGUCAUUCAGUCCUGGCGUCCUGGGAGAUAGGAAGUGCGGGAGCCCUUCUGUUCUCAGGAAGUUUGGCGCCAUGCUUCAGGAAAACGAGGGCAAAAUGCUCACCGAAUCCGGGGUGGUAACCCAUCAGGGGCCGGAGCCAAAGUGCCCCACCCCUGGCUGUCAGCGGCGAGCUCUGGGAGCCACUGCAGUCGCCGGCAGGGCGCCCAUGCGCGUGCCUACUCAGAAAUGCCAAGCAGAUUUUGACGUGCUGACAGCAGAGAUAGAGCCCGGCCAAGAAUGGGGGUUAGUAUCAGACUCUGGUAGACAGAACCACAAGGAUCACAGAGGAGCUUACAAAGGGUCCCAGCGGGUACCUCAGCAGUCCCAGAGGAGAUCACAGGUGGCGGGGAGCCCAAAGAUGAGACCCAGAGCUAACAGCGCGGCAGACAGAGAUGGAGGACUGGCUCAAGGGGAGAGAGCAAGACGGCCUGCACCUCAACAUGCAGAGCCCAAAAUGGACUACAUGGUCUCAAGUGCUUCCUCUGGAGCUCAGAAGAUCCAUAGGGGUGGGUUUGUGGGACAGGAGUUGCCAGGUUGUGGCAGAGUGAGGGAUGAAGGACUUAUCGAGCUGCUGGACAUGCUGGAGAUCCAACACGAGUACAGCUCCAGUCCCAGAGUGGGACACACAGCUUACAGACAGGAUCCACAGCAAGUAAACCCAGCCCAGUCGUCCCCUGCCAAUCUUAACAACAGCUUCUCUCGUCCUGCGCGGCCAGCCAACCAGCGACCUCCAUCCAGGUGGGCCGGCCGCACCCCUACUGCCAUCAUCACCAGCCCAUCAGGCCCAAUGUACCGUCCCCCAAGCCCGCUGGCUCGCACCCCUAGCCCCAUGACCAGAACCCCAAGUCCCGCCCUGAAGCACCGGCCUCUCGUUUCCUAUUCUCUUCAGACUGAGACGGUCAUUAUGUGACACCUUUCCAUUUCAAUCAAGCUUGAUCCCUUCCUGCAGGAAAUCCCUCUCUCUCUGUGUAAAUAGUAAGGACUUCUCUGUGAAACAAAGUGCUUUAAGAGAGUUAAAGAAACGCUUAAUUUCAUCUUGAUACCAUGUUCGAGAUAAAAAACACAGCAUUCUCCAGUGUUGCUGUGGCUUUUUGCUUCUUCUGUGCUGAAACACAUCAACAUAUUGCUUAGUUGCAGUCCCCCUCCCCCCCCCCCCCCCCCCCAUCCUAUUUUUUGUAUUGAAUUUCAGGUGUUUUCUGUAUAAUGAGAUUUUGCAUGCAGCCCUAGUUUAAAGGGUGCAUGCUCAUGUGUUUAAUCCUCAUGGUGGCCAGGCUGAAUCAAAUUCAACCUGGCCACCAGCAGGAGUCCCAGCUGUGCUCCCAGCAGCAAUCUGCUUAUUCUCAACAGUGUGUUUUACUGUAUCAUAUUGUUAAAGUAAUAUAUUUAAGAUGUUCAAAUAACAGCUGUGACAAAUGACUAUGAUAUGCCUUUAAUGUAUUUUUUUUUUCUUGGUAAUAAAUAUG
Cottoperca gobio is the source of this 3834-nucleotide messenger RNA. RefSeq lists its product as uncharacterized. The record is from RefSeq and is a predicted model, not a curated record. Bases 1566 to 3281 code for a protein of 571 amino acids. NCBI's taxonomy places the organism in Eukaryota, Metazoa, Chordata, Actinopteri, Perciformes, Bovichtidae. The transcript has 6 exons.